Molecule: messenger RNA, 1517 nt
Organism: Cyprinodon variegatus (sheepshead minnow)
Lineage: Eukaryota; Metazoa; Chordata; Actinopteri; Cyprinodontiformes; Cyprinodontidae
Gene: chrm4a
Product: muscarinic acetylcholine receptor M4-like
Exons: 6
Biological process (GO): regulation of locomotion; adenylate cyclase-activating adrenergic receptor signaling pathway
Cellular component (GO): plasma membrane
Molecular function (GO): G protein-coupled acetylcholine receptor activity
Source: RefSeq, a predicted model, not a curated record
GGUCGUUGGACAACAACUCAGCCGACCUGUUCUCCAACAUCACCUGCAAUGAGUCCAGCAACAGUUCAACCUCCUGCUCUCUUUCUGACAGCCAUGUUUGGGCCGGGAGUCCGUAUAAAACUCUGGAGAUGUUUUUUAUCGCUCUGGUGACGGGAUCUCUGAGCUUUGUGACUGUAACCGGAAACAUAUUGGUCAUGCUGUCCAUAAAGGUCAACCGCCACCUACAGACGGUCAACAACUACUUUUUGUUUUCACUGGCCUGUGCUGACCUGAUCAUCGGCGUUUUCAGCAUGAAUUUGUACACAGUCUACAUCAUCGUGGGCUACUGGCCGCUGGGGCCGGUAGUCUGCGACCUGUGGCUCGCUUUAGAUUACGUCGUCUCAAACGCCUCUGUGAUGAACUUGUUGAUCAUAAGCUUUGAUCGCUACUUCUGCGUGACCAAGCCGCUGUCGUACCCGACCAGAAGGACAACCAAGAUGGCGGGGUUAAUGAUCGCCGCGGCGUGGAUCCUGUCAUUCAUCCUGUGGGCUCCGGCCAUCUUGUUUUGGCAGUUCAUUGUUGGAGAGCGAACUGUGCCACCCGGAGAAUGCUACAUUCAGUUCCUGUCUAACCCCGCGGUGACCUUUGGGACGGCCAUAGCCGCCUUCUACCUGCCCGUCGUCAUCAUGACCGUCUUAUACAUCAACAUCUCCUUGGCUUCCAGGAGCAGAGUCUCCAAACACAAACCUGAGAAGAAAGAGAAGAAGGGAAUAAAAACUCCCAACAUCAUAAAGAGUCACCUGAUAAAACAAAACAACAACAAUGACACCAGCCCUCAAGCGAGCCCUCGCUCCACCCCCAAGGCCAGCCUGGACUCAACCACCACAGCGCUGGAUGGUGUAAAGAAUGGCAGAGUGGAGGAGCAAAAACCCUCCCAGCCGGAAGCCGCGGGACAUCCCAGUCCAAGACUCGCACAGGAGGAAAAAGAGAGCCCCAACGACUCGUCGACUGCGUUUAUCCCUCCAGGCGCUGCAACCAAUCCAGUUGUCACGACGACAUCCAACUCUGCCAUCCCCAAGAUCAACGCAUCUUCGAGGUGGUCCAAGAUAAAGAUCGUAACGAAGCAGGCGGGCGACGAAUGCAUCACGGCUAUCGAGAUCGUCCCACCAGUGGAGGGAGCGGAGAGGCGUUCCAUCCCAAUUAGCCGACCCAGAACCGUGGCGAGAAAGUUUGCAAGCAUCGCAAGAAGCCAAGUCAAGAGGAAAAGACAGAUGGCUGCCAGAGAAAAGAAAGUAACCAAGACCAUCUUCGCCAUCCUCCUGGCUUUCAUCAUUACAUGGACGCCUUAUAAUGUCAUGGUGCUGAUAUCCACCUUCUGUCAGUCCUGCGUGCCUGACACGGUGUGGGCCAUCGGCUACUGGCUGUGUUAUGUCAACUCCACCAUCAACCCAGCGUGUUACGCACUGUGCAACGCCACCUUCAAGAAGACUUUCAAAAACCUGCUGCUGUGCCAGUAUAAAAAUAUAGGUACAAGAUGA